This is a messenger RNA of Endocarpon pusillum Z07020, 2223 nucleotides long. RefSeq lists its product as uncharacterized. The transcript is spliced from 2 exons. The record is from RefSeq and is a predicted model, not a curated record. Gene Ontology annotation, molecular function: DNA replication origin binding. Bases 1 to 2223 code for a protein of 740 amino acids. Gene Ontology annotation, biological process: DNA replication initiation; DNA replication. Gene Ontology annotation, cellular component: nuclear pre-replicative complex; nuclear origin of replication recognition complex; DNA replication preinitiation complex. Lineage: Eukaryota; Fungi; Ascomycota; Eurotiomycetes; Verrucariales; Verrucariaceae.
AUGUCAACCACUGAUGAUGGGUUCCGAGGAGAUGUUUACCCAGAAGACAUACACGAGGAGACAGCCCAUCAGAGUUGCUACCUCUACCUCCCUCGGACGGCAGACGGUGGCCAACGCCCAUCAAAGAGGCGGAAAACUGCGCAUAUAGCUACAGACUCCGAGGCUCAUGCGGAAAUCUUCCCUGCUCUUCUAAGUGGGCAGGAGAAUGUGCAACAUGCCAAACGCCGUCGGAUUACCUUUCAGAAAUGCUGGGCAGAGCAAAAGAGCCGAGUUGCUCACUUACUCGAACCAGCAGACAAUGCCUUCUUGGGCGAAGUCGUCCAGUUCGUGAAGGAGGCACCCACAUUGCCCGAUCGAGGGAGACUCCGGACAGGCCUCAUAUUGUGCGGACCUAAGGCAGGGUCCCAGACAAGCCUGCUAGAACGAUGGAAUUCAACAUAUUCGCAGUCUUCUUCUGCGAUUGUAGUUAGCCUCAAUCCAACCCAGGCUGCCAACUUGAUCACAGCACUCAAAAACCUUAUCCGUGCAGCUAUUACCCAGGUGGAUGGUCUGGAUGGCUAUCAGACAUUUUUGAAUGAACGCAAGCGCAGAAUACCCAUGAAUUACGAUCUUGAGCUGUUACAGGAAUUUGUGGCCUCAAGAAGCGUGCAGAGGUGCGUCUUGUACUUGACAGAUAUCGAGGCGUUCGAUAUGCUUCUGCUCACGGAUCUGAUCUCGGUGGUAAGUGCUUGGAAAGAUCGUAUCCCAUUCGUCUUGCUGCUCGGCCUGUCUACUACUGUGGACCUGUUUGAGGCGCGCCUUUCCAGAUCCACCAUUCGUCUCCUUGAUUGCAGACUAUUUGAUGCAUCAGUCAGAGCCGAUCCAUGCGCCGAGAUAUAUCAAAGUCUUAAUGCCAUGUCCAAUGUGUCCGGUAUCUCACUCGGACCUGACGUUAGCAGCAUUUUAUUCGAAAUGUCGAGAGAACAAGACGCGGGCGUUGCCAGCUUCGAUCGAGCCAUCAAACACACAAUCAUGUCUCACUUUUUCGCCAACGCGCUCUCGAUAUUGCUGGAGCCAGAUACUGAGGACCUCAAUGCCCAUCCAGAACUCUGCGAAGCCAUCCGCUGCACUGACUCUUUCCGAGCACAUGCGGAAGAGAUACUCGACAAGGGCGAUCUAAAGACUGUCAGAGGUUUGCUUAACGACGAUAGACUUCUACUUGGGGCUGCCCGAGAAGCCGUCCGAAAUGGAAGAGAGACGAUGUCCAGGCACCACGCAGCACUCGAGCUGUUUGAGGCGGUAUCUAAAGUGGUCAAGCCGUCAGAGACACCACAAGAUUCCUUCUUUAUCCAAGUUCAAGCUUUAUCUGGAUCCUCAUUUCUUGACUCUCCUCUAUAUACAGACCUCAUUUCAAAAAUCACAAUUCUACCCUCCAAUGACAUGCGCAAGAUGCUCGACGCAAUCCAGCAACAACACAGCUCUCCCGGACUCGACGCCACCAUCCUCCUAGAAAGGCUCGACCACGUAAUUCCACCAGACUCCACCAAAGGCCCCCUUCGUACCGCCUACGACCCAAGGCACACCACAACCAGCACCACCGUAACCAACAACAAAGUCUCCCUGUCCAAACACGGUCCCAAACUCUCAGCCAAGGAAACCGAAUACACCCGCCUCGUCGACCAAAUCACCAACACCCUAACCUCCUACUUCGAGACCCACAUUGUAAACCCCGUCACCCUCUUCAUGCACGAGGCUUUUGUCUACAAUCUCAAAUCCCCACUAGCUACCGUCUUCACACCGCGUCCGCGCUAUGCUGCAGAGCGUGCGCUCUCGAUGCCGUAUGACUAUCUGGGCUGCGAAUGCUGCGAGGGAGAUGCCUCGACGAGGGGUGGUGGGCGGGGUCAGAUCCUAGCCACGCAGCCACCGACCAGUAUCCUGUGGCAGCUGUGGUGUGAGGCUGGCGGGAUCGUGAAUGUGAGGGAUUUGUGGGAGGCGUUUAGGGCUAUUGUUAUCGAUCGUAAAGAGAGGGAAGAUGGUGGGAAGGAGGAGGAGGAAGAAAGAGAGGAGGAAAUCCAGGGCAACAAUGGUGAGAAGGAUGUAGCGGAGGAGACUGGGGUGGUAGAUGAGAGAAUGGCCCUGGCGCUCUUUUAUCGCGGUCUGGCUGAGCUGAGGAUGAUGGGCUUUGUGAAGCCGACGAAGAGAAAAGCGGAUUGCUUGGCUAAGACGGCUUGGAGGGGGUUGUGA